CGGUUGCCUGCAGGCGCGGCUCCUGGCUAGAGCCAGCGAGCGGAACCCGCGCCUCGGCCUCUGCGCCGCCUCCCACCAUCGGUGGCGCGACCCCCCGGCCGGCCCGCCGGCCCCGCGUCCCAGCGUAGGUCCAGCAGCCUCAGAGCGGGAGGGCGCAACUUUCCCCCGGUCCCGGGGCGGGGCGGGGACGGCAACGGGACAACUUGGAAAACUUCUCCGGGGGUGACGGCAGGGACGCCGGGUGCUGGUGGAAGAGGAUGUAGGAGGGCGGUGGCUGGCCCCAGGCAUCCCUUGAUCUUCUAGGCACCCGUUCGGCCUGGCCAUGGGGCUCCAGCGCCUUCCGCGCCGCCAGGGGGGUUGAUCCUCCCAUCUAGCCUAACUGGGUAGGACAGUGCUGUCGCCCGCUGAGCACGCGCUGGGCGAGCGGCGACCCCUCUGGACGCGCGUCCCGCCCCGCCAUGGACCACCAGGAGCCCUACUCGGUGCAGGCCACCGCGGCCAUCGCGGCGGUCAUCACGUUCCUCAUACUCUUCACCAUCUUCGGCAACGCGCUGGUCAUCUUGGCUGUGCUGACGAGCCGCUCGCUCCGCGCCCCGCAGAACCUGUUCCUGGUGUCGCUGGCUGCUGCCGACAUCCUGGUGGCCACGCUCAUCAUCCCCUUCUCGCUGGCCAACGAGCUGCUGGGCUACUGGUACUUCCGGCGCACGUGGUGCGAGGUGUACUUGGCGCUGGACGUGCUCUUCUGUACCUCGUCCAUCGUGCACCUGUGCGCCAUCAGCCUGGACCGCUACUGGGCGGUGAGCCGGGCGCUGGAAUACAACUCCAAGCGUACCCCGCGCCGUAUCAAGUGCAUCAUUCUCACCGUGUGGCUCAUCGCAGCCGUCAUCUCCCUGCCACCGCUGAUCUACAAGGGCGAUCAAGGGCCCCAGCCCCGCGGGCGCCCCCAGUGCAAACUUAACCAGGAGGCCUGGUACAUCCUGGCCUCCAGCAUUGGGUCCUUCUUCGCACCCUGCCUCAUCAUGAUCCUCGUCUACCUGCGCAUCUACCUGAUUGCCAAACGCAGCCACCGCAGAGGUCCCAGGGCCAAGGGGGGCCCCGGGGCAGGUGAGUCCAAGCAGCCACGCUCAGUCCCUACGGGGACUUCGACCAAACUGCCUACCCUGGCCUCGCUGGUGGCUUCUGGGGAGGCCAAUGGGCACUCUAAGCCUACUGGGGAGAAGGAAGAGGGGGAUACCCCUGAAGAUCCCGGGACCCCUACCUUGCCACCCACCUGGUCAGCCCGUCCCAACUCGGGCCAGAGUCAGAAGGAAGGUGUGUGCGGGGCAUCUCCAGAGGAGGAAGCGGAAGAGGAGGAGGAAGGCAAGCCUCAGGCCUUACCAGCCUCUCCUGCAUCAGCUUGUAGCCCACCCCUGCAGCAGCCACAGGGUUCCCGGGUGCUGGCAACCCUACGUGGCCAGGUGCUCCUGGGCAGAGGUGUGGGCACCGCGAGUGGGCAGUGGUGGCGGCGGCGGGCACAGCUGACUCGGGAGAAACGGUUCACCUUUGUGCUGGCCGUGGUCAUUGGCGUUUUUGUGCUCUGCUGGUUCCCCUUCUUCUUCAGCUACAGUCUGGGUGCCAUCUGCCCGCAGCGCUGCAAGGUGCCCCAUGGCCUCUUCCAGUUCUUCUUCUGGAUUGGCUACUGUAACAGCUCGCUGAACCCCGUCAUCUACACUAUCUUUAACCAGGACUUUCGCCGUGCCUUCCGAAGGAUCCUUUGCCGCCAAUGGACCCAGACGGCAUGGUGAGCCACCUGCCUGCCACCCGCAUGGGGUUGGUGCCAGGUGGCACCCGGGCCACUCUGAUUCUUGCCCUCAUUGUGGCCACCUCCCUGGGGCUUUCUGGUUCCUGCCUGGGUCUAGCAGGUCUCAUCUUGGCAGCCCCCUGAGAGGGGUAGGGGCAGGGGUGCUCACCGGGGUCCAUUUGAAGCCUCCAAAGCCAGGCCAGGUUAGAGCCCUUCCCUCCCAGUACCCCAGACCCCUGCAAGCCAACGGGAGGGCUUUCCUUCUUCAAGGACUCUGUGUUCCCUGGCUGGUCACUUGCUUGUGGUGUUUGUUUCGCAUCCUCCCCGGGGAGAGAGCAGGAAGCCAGCCUGCCACUUUUCCCAGAGGCACCUGCCGCUGAGGGGGAGGCAGGAUUGAGGGAUCCACGCUGGGUGUCUGUGGUCCCUGUCAGGCGCUGGGUGGGGGGGGGUUAUGGUCUGGCACUGCUUCUGGGCCUUCUCCCCUUUCCAUCUACUUCUGGAUUCAUAGCUCCUUUAAAGGCCAGAACCUUUUCUGGAAUCAUUUUCUUCACCCGUUCCCCCUCUGGGAGGUGGGUGUGUGCGGUGGAUGCCUCGCCUUGGUGGGGCGGUCUGGGGGCCUGGCCUCUGCCUCAACAGGAGAUCCCUGAUCACUAGCAUUCACCUCCUACAAAAACCCGGCGCCGGUGGCUUGCCGCCCACUUGCUGCGGGGAGAUGAAAGGCUUUGCAGAAAGCUUUGAGCGCCAUGGGGGAACACACUAGAGAACCAGAAAAUGUGAUUAUUUGGUGAUAUAAAAAUCCCCUUCCUCUGUGUUUACCACCACCUGUCUUCCUGUAUAGACUUUAAUUCUGUGCCUGGGGUGUGUGAAUUCUUACCCCAAACUGGAAGUGGGGAAUGGUAGAGAGAACCACUAUUUCAGUCAAAGGAUUUUUCGAGAACAUGUUCUCACACCUGCAAGGGUUUAGUUAUUAUGCUGCGUGACAACUUCUUGACGUUUUCACCCACACCACCAAGGGGCUUUUCAGUGACUUGGGCCCCCCAUUUGGGGAAAAGUCUUUUGUCAUCAAGCAGGCUAAUUGUUUUCCCAAGAGGGCUAAAAAUACCCAUGCCAUGGGAGCAGUCUGGGAGGAGAGCCUGGGGUGGGUGACCGAGCCCCCCCCCAGGUGGGGUGCUGGGGACUCCUGCGGAAGCCUCCCACCAGAGCACCCAGGCAGGUCUCCAAGUUCCCAGUGGGUCCCUGUGAUGUAUAAGCGACCCUCCUCCAGAUGGGGUGGGGGCCGGCUGGCCAUCUCUGACCCAGCCACGUUGCUCCAUCCCAUGGAUGGGGCUCCAGGGGCCUCUUCCUCUUGGUUGUUACCCCAUUCCUGGGACCUGGCGCCCAGAACACUGGGGAGCAUUUGAAGGAUGUUUCCCAUUCUCCAAGGAGUGCCUGGCUUGGAUGUGAAACCAGCGGGCAGCUAGCAUGGGGCUGGGGCUGAGCAGCACAGGCCCGGUGGGUACUCUGAUGGGCCUAGCCAGAUCUGGAGAGGCACCGAGAGAGUUUUCUGGGGGAGGAGAGAAUGGAGGGGACCCAAGAGAGUCCUUCCUGGGGAGAGGGGCUGUCUAGGUCCUUCCUCAGUCUCAGGACUCCUUCCUCACCUCAGGGUGAGGCCAUGGCCUGGCUUUGGGGCCGGACUGCGGAGGCUGGGCCCCGGGGGAGUGGCUGACUUGUGACAUCUGCUGGCUGGUCUUGUGUGUGUCCCACGGGACUUGUGCUAUUAUGAUCGCCUGUGCUCCCCCCCUUGUUGUGAUAUGCAGGUGUUUGUUGUCAUUGUUGUUUUUUUAAAGUCUGAGCUAUUUUAUCAAUAAAGGAUAUUUUGUAAUAA
This is a messenger RNA of Lutra lutra (Eurasian river otter), 3644 nucleotides long. It is a transcript of the gene ADRA2B, whose product is annotated as adrenoceptor alpha 2B. Gene Ontology annotation, molecular function: alpha2-adrenergic receptor activity. The transcript has a single exon. Gene Ontology annotation, biological process: platelet activation; regulation of smooth muscle contraction; regulation of vasoconstriction. Gene Ontology annotation, cellular component: membrane. Lineage: Eukaryota; Metazoa; Chordata; Mammalia; Carnivora; Mustelidae. Bases 459 to 1784 code for a protein of 441 amino acids. The record is from RefSeq and is a predicted model, not a curated record.